UGAAGGCAAUUUUAUCAAAUAUUAGUGGAAGGAGAAGAACACAUUUUUGCUGCAACUGAUCAUCACACGUCAUGAGUGGAUGUCCGUACUUUGAGAAGAGCCAUUUGAUAUUCAAAAAGCCUCACGAAGGGGAGGAAGAGGAGGAUGCCUCCCAGGCCGGAGUUAACAAGGCCAGCAAAGGAGGAAUCAUCUAUGGAGAAUACCUGCAGCUCGAAAAAAUCCUCUCAGCCCAGGUGCUGCAGAGCGAAUUAAAGGCUGAUAAGAUCCACGAUGAGCACCUCUUCAUCGUCACCCAUCAAGCCUUUGAACUAUGGUUCAAACAGAUCUUGUACGAACUGGAUUCAGUGCGACAUAUCUUCAUCAGUGGACACGUCCGAGACGAACGCUACAUGCUCAAAGUCAACAACCGCAUCCACCGGAUCGUGAGAAUCCUCAACCUGCUGCUCGAACAGUUCGCGGUUCUGGAGACCAUGACCGCCUUGGACUUCUUUGACUUUCGAGGGUACUUGGCUCCAGCCUCCGGAUUCCAAAGCCUUCAAUUUCGGCUCUUGGAGAACAAAAUCGGGGUCCCGGACAACCUGAGGGUCCCGUACAAUCGCCGCCAUCACAGGGACAACUUCAAGGGUCAGGAAAGCAAGUUGCUGCUCGCCAGCGAACAGGAGCCGACGCUCCUAAAACUCAUCGAGGAGUGGCUGGAGAGAACUCCCGGCCUGGAGGCGGAUGGAUUCAAUUUCUGGCAAAGGCUGGCAAUCAAUAUAUUUAAGGGGCUGAAUCAGGAGAAGGAGAAAAUCGAGAAAAUGGCAGAUUCUGAGGAGAAGUUGGAAAUGAUGGCUGAGCUGGUCAAACAGAAAGUGCUGUUCACUUCUCUCUUUGACGAAAAGCGCCACGAACAUCUCUUCAGCAAAGGUGAGCGGCGGAUCUCUUACAAGGCUCUCCAAGGCGCCCUGAUGAUCAACUUCUACAGGGAAGAGCCGAGGUUCCAGGUUCCUUUCCAGCUGCUCACAUCCCUCAUGGACAUCGACACCCUCAUGACGAAAUGGCGAUAUAACCACGUAUGCAUGGUGCAUCGUAUGAUCGGCAACAAAGCCGGCACGGGAGGCUCGUCCGGAUACCACUACCUGAGAUCUACCGUCAGUGACCGCUACAAAGUGUUUGUGGAUCUGUUCAAUCUGGCGACGUUCCUGGUGCCUCGCCACUGGGUCCCCAAGCUGAAUCCCAACGUUCACAAGUUCCUCUACAUGGCCGAAUGCUGCGACAGCUCCUACUGCAGCAGCGAGGACUCGGACUAGCGGAGAGGUGUUUCGGCCGUCUCCGAUCCUUCGGUGGCAAGUUGCGUAGACCGGAGCGAAGUUGCGUGGACCGGAGAAAUCGUGUUUUCCCUGAGAGAACACGAGGGACGCUUCAAACUCCAUCAGAUAUGCUGUUCGUGACAUCUGUCAGAUUUACCUUUAUUUUUAUGUUUUCUACUCAAAUUCAAUGGGGUUCAGACAAAUAUCAACUACCACAUCGGGGUGCAGGAAACUCUGAAAACCAGAUGGCCUUUUUUUGAGCAUCUUGCAUCUUAAUUUGGUGGUUCCAGUUUGAAAAAAGAAAAGAAAAACAUGUCAGGAGUGAUCGAGGAUGACAGGAUGGGGUCAUUUGUCAUGGCUGACAGAACACGCCCCAAAAAAAUCCUUUGUGUAGAGAUAUGUUAUACCAUAGUGCUAUUAUUGUUUGGGACUUCAAGAUUCAGAAUUUGAGUUUUGGGAUUCGGAAAUACAGAAAAAAAAUUACAAAAUGUGUUAAUGUCGAGCGAGGUAAGAAAAAAAACACAUCUUUGUCUCUUAGUGACGGACAAAUUAAAAGUAUUUCCCUCUAAUCUCUAAUCCGGUGACAAGUUUAGCAGAUGGCUCCAUGAUGAAAAUGUGCCCGCGAUGUUUUCUCAACACAAUUAUGUAAAUUUACUGCGACUGACCUGAAAGCAAAUGGAUCAGUGAGAGCAGCGAUCAAACCGGUGGCUGUGAUGGGUUUUAACAAACGCAUUAUGUUUCAUGUCAGCAUGGAGGACGAGUCAGAGAGGGAGCCAUUUCACACUAUUAAUACGAGUGUACAUGAAACUAUAAUAAACCUCUGCAUCAUCCAUCAAUGCCAACAUCUAAACUAAAACUAUUUGCAGGCUGUAAAUGUAAAACACAAACUAAAUAGUGUGUACAUAAUAUUAAUAAUGUGUUUUGUAUCGUAUGCUAUGUUGGGUUUUAUUCAUGUUGUUGUGAAUGUAUGCAGUGGUUGAUCUCUGCAUGCAGCAGAUCACCCAAAACAUGGAUCCAACUAUUUUUGUACUGUGCAAUUAUUGUAUUACUAUUGUUCUGCAUCGUUGUGUCAGCUGUCCUCAGGUGUGAGCCAACGUUUAUCAGCAGUCAAAGUCAUUUAUUUUGUUUUGGUGAUGUAACGUGGUGACAUUUCAAUAAAAAAAACAUGAUUUAAAAGUGA
This is a messenger RNA of Pseudoliparis swirei, 2469 nucleotides long. It is a transcript of the gene tdo2a, whose product is annotated as tryptophan 2,3-dioxygenase a. The coding region runs from base 72 to 1289 and encodes 405 amino acids. The transcript is spliced from 12 exons. The record is from RefSeq and is a predicted model, not a curated record. Gene Ontology annotation, molecular function: L-tryptophan 2,3-dioxygenase activity; heme binding; metal ion binding. NCBI's taxonomy places the organism in Eukaryota, Metazoa, Chordata, Actinopteri, Perciformes, Liparidae.